Messenger RNA from Schistosoma rodhaini, 2844 nucleotides. NCBI's taxonomy places the organism in Eukaryota, Metazoa, Platyhelminthes, Trematoda, Strigeidida, Schistosomatidae. The record is from the annotation of a GenBank genome assembly.
UUAUCAGGAGUAGAAUAUAUAUUUGAAACUAAUUCACUAAUUUUACUCACGAGCUGACAAUAGUGUAUAAAUAAUCAGAAAUAUGAAUCAUACAUAAUUUACAUGAGGUGACUAAGAAGGCAGAAAUUAAACGCUUGUUAGUAGGAAAGUAAUAUAAAGCUAAAGCAGUUGUGACGCGACAGACUUGUGUAAUUUAGAUGUUCACUGCAAUUUAUGAUACCUUUCGUACAUGAUUCCGCGGCUGCCUUAAUCUUCAGAAGCAAUAGUUCUAUUUGUGUUCUCCUUGAUUUUGAUGCUGGUAUAUGUAAGACUCCUGGUCAUACCGAAUUUCAUUAAUACAGAUUACUACGUUCACCCUAGUGAUAGAUUCAAAAGCUUCUUCACGCAUGUAUGUUGUCUAUAGUCCAAAUGUUCGAACAUUAUAGCAUAUCUGUUUUACUAGUUUCUUUAUAUGGAAACUGCUCUACAACGGAUUCAUAAAGUCCGUUGUUGUCUAUCGGUUGUUCUUGCGCAACAACUUAUCGCGGGAUCAGAUUGUCUUUCAGCCAUUAUGAUGGAGGAAGUUCAUGAACUUGACAAAAUAAACAAUGGACGUGAUGAUAUACCGGUUGUACAGCUGAAGAAAACUAUUGGACUUGCAAGUAGUAUAACGAUCAUAGUUGGUUCUAUGAUUGGGUCUGGAAUAUUCGUUAGCCCAACUGGAAUUAUGGAAAAUGUUAAUAGUAUUGGAGCAAGUCUAAUUAUAUGGGUUGCUUGUGGACUUUUCAGUAUGUUAGGAGCGUACUGUUAUGCUGAAUUAGGAACCAUGAUUCAUCGAUCUGGAGGAGAUUACAUAUACGUUUACGAAGCUUUUGGUCCAUUUUUUGGUUUCCUUCGACUAUGGUCAGAAGUGGUUGUUGCUAGACCUGCAUCUGUUGCAAUAAUGUCCAUGACAUUUGCAAAAUAUAUUGCACAACCAAUUUUUCCUGAUUGUGAUCAACCUGAAGUUGCAGUACGUCUUUUGGCGGCAGUGUGUAUUAUUUUAUUAAGUUUUAUCAAUGCCUUCUCUGUACGAAUGUCAACAUUUGUUCAAGAUAUAUUUACUUAUGCAAAAGUAGCCGCUUUAAUCAUGAUCAUUAUAACUGGAUUUGUACAAAUUGGUUUUGGCAAAGUCGAUGGUCUUGUUGGCGCAUUCGACAAUUCUGACUGGAGUCCAGGUGCGAUAACUAAAGCAUUUUAUGUUGGAUUAUUUGCAUAUUCUGGUUGGAAUUACUUAAAUUGUAUGAUUGAAGAAAUGAAUAAUCCUCGACGUGAUUUACCAUUGGCUAUAAUUAUUUCUUGUCUUCUCGUAACAUUCAUAUACACCAUGGCUAAUGUAGCCUAUGUGACAGUAGUCUCACCUCAUGAAAUACUUACUACACCAGCUGUAGCCAUUACAUUUUCUGUAAGAAUUUAUGGAGUAAUGUGGUGGAUUAUGCCUAUAUUUGUUGCAUUAUCUACAUUUGGUGGUGUCAAUGGUACAGUAAUGACAACAUCACGAAUGUUUUUUGUUGCAAGUCAAGUAAAUCAAAUGCCAAAAUUAUUAUGCUUUUUACAUAUGGAUAGAAUGACACCAAUUUCCGCUGUUGUAUUUACAUGUAUAACAUCAAUAUGUUAUCUAUUUGUUGGUGAUAUUUAUUCAUUAAUAACAUAUCUUGGCUUUGUACAAUGGCUUGCAAUUGGUGUAUGUGUAUCCAUUGUAAUAGUAUUUAGAAUAACUAAACGAAAUCAUCCACGUCCUGUGAAAGCACCAAUUUUAUUCGCAAUAAUUUAUGUGCUCAUUACUUUAUUCUUAGUGAUAUUUGCAUUUGUUGCUGCCCCAGUUGAAUCAUUGCUUGGUGUAGCCAUUAUUUGUACUGGGAUACCAGUUUAUAUUAUUGGCUGUGCAUGGAAGAACAAACCGAAAUCAUUUCAAAGAAAAUUUGAAUCAUUUACUAUUGGAGUACAGAAAUUAUUUAAACUUGUACCAUCGAAUUAAUUGGUUAACUGAAUUCAUUUAAUAAUGUUUCUACCGUUUUUCUUAGUAUUGACUACUACUACUACUACUAAUACAAUCAGUUUUAGUCUUGUUAGUAGUGUCAUGGCUAAUAGAAAAAAAACGUGGUAGUCUUAGUAGUAGUAGUAUGGUGUCAUUCCGUUUAAACAAACUCUUUCUACAGGAGUUAUAGCAGUAGCAGUAGAAUAAUUAAUAUAAUUCAAACUGUAGUAAACCAUUAAACAGUAUAGCAUCAUCAUAGUCAUAGCAUCAUCAUCAUCAUUGCAGUCAAGACAUAUGUAUUUAUGUUUGGAAUCUUCGCUUUUAUUUUUACACCUUACUCGCUAUUUUUUCCCCAUUGUUAUUACAUCAUGUUUUACCCAAUCAUAGAAUAGCUCCUGAUGAUGAAUAGACAUUGAAUUCACAAUAUAGAUGAGAAUUCUUCUUUUAUCUCCCUCCCCCCUCUCUCUCUCUCUAUAUAUAUAUAUAUAUCUAUUACUCCCAUUCUAAAUCACAGAACCUUUCUAGUUUCCUUGAUUACACUCCUUAUUUUCAUUGCACAUAGGAUUAUCUUAAACCUAUACAAUCGAUAUAAUCAAUUUUUUUUAAUAAAAAAAAAGUUUGAUAUUGCAUACUUCAUAUCUUAUUUUGGUUUUAUGUACCCUAUGCUUCAUCUUUUUGUUUUGUAAAAAAGAAAAUUAAUAUCUAGGAACCAAAUAAAUUGAUUUUUAUAAGUAUGAUUCUAUUUUCUUUCCCUGUUUACAAAUUAUUGAUUAUUGUUUUUAUGUAUCCAAUUGUAUGAAAGUGAUGAUUCAUGUGUCAUGUAACCAUUCGAUAAUUUAUAAUAGGAU